UAUAACGUCUUUGAAAGAUACGAAAACUGCAGGAUGUGUCUCUAAGCGUUCAUAGUAGUUGUCAAAUUUAAAAGUAUGAAGGUCAGAAACAUCGGUUAACAUCGGCGCAAAUAGUGUCAUAUAUUUCGGGAUAGUACCACAAAUUUCUCGUUUACGACACAGUCAUGGACUACUACGACUCAAGAAUGAAAGCAUCGAAAGAGGAAAUGCAUGGAGAGGAGUUCAGAAGAGCCGGGAGAGAUGUAAUUGAACACAUCAUUAAGUACACCCUGGGCGUGAAGGAUAUGAGGGUGACGCCAGACGUGAAUCCGUCCCACGUCUUUAACUCGUUACCCAAGCAGGCGCCAGAUAAUGGCGAGAAGUGGGAAGAAAUAAUGCACGAUGUGGAGACCAAAAUACUGCCGGGGAUGACUCACUGGAUUCAUCCAAACUUCUACGGUUAUUACCCAUCGGGUCGUUCAUUCCCUUCCAUCUUUGGUGAUGCACUGGCGAGCGCCCUUGGUGGACAUGGCUUCUCUUGGAGCGCAAACCCGGCACAGACGGAAUUGGAAAUGGUUGUUCUUGAUUGGUUUGCUAAGGCUUUAGGACUACCAAACGAGUUCCUUCACUCAACCAAGAAGAAGAUGGGUGGAGGCUGUUUUCAGCCGUCCGAGAGCGACGCCAUCCUUGUUGCAAUGAUGGCUGCGAGGCACGCCGCCACGCAGUUCUUGCGUGAGGACAGACUAGAUCACAGCCUAAGCAGCCUCAGGAAGAACCGGCACGGCGACGACCUGGACGUCGACUGCGCUGCACUGCAGAAGAUUAUCGCCUAUACCUCCCGAGAGGCGCACACCUGCGUCGAGAAAGCCGCCAAGAUCUGCCUCAUCCAACUGCGCGUGCUACCCACCGACAAUGAACACCGUCUGCGGGGGGACGCUCUCCGCAAGGCGAUGGAACAAGACGAGCACAACGGGCUGAUGCCGUGUUUCGUGUGCGCGACGUUGGGCACGCAGACCACGUGCGCGUUCGACAACCUGCACGAGAUCGCGAUGGAGUGCCGGCGCAAGGCCGCCGUCUGGCUGCACGUGGACGCCACGUACGCGGGCAACGCGCUCAUCUGCCCCGAGAUGCGCCACUUGGCCGACGGCCUGGACCGCGCCAACUCGAUCAACGUGAGCGCGGACAAGUGGCUGCCGGUCAACUUCGACUGCGCCUGCCUGUGGGUGCGCGACUACUUCCAGCUGGUCGAGGCGUUCUCGACGCACCCGCUGCAGACGCAGCAGGAGCGCGACAACCCGGUCCUCGACUUCCGCCACUGGGGGCUGCCUCGCGAGCGCCGCUUCCGCGCCCUCAAGCUCUGGUUCACCUUCCGCAAGUUCGGCAUAGCCGCCCUCCAGGACCGCAUACGCAACCACUGCUCACUCGCCAAACUGUUCGAGGGCUUGCUGCGUGGGGACGGGCGCUUCAGAGUCAUGGACAGUGCCAAUAUGGGCGUGGUGUGCUUCCGCCUGGAGUCGCUGAGCUUCCCUACUGAGUGCCACCAAAACCACCUCACGGAGCUGCUGCUCGCCUACCUCAACGCCUCUGGCCGGAUGUGGGUGACGCCUGUAGAGGUCGACGAUCUCCUCGCCAUCCGCCUGUGUGUGGCAUCGUCUCUCACCAAGGAGGAGGACAUAGCGGGUAUGAGCGGAGAAGACUUCCGGACAAGUGGCCAUCAGUUAGUGGAUUUAAUUUGUCAGUAUGUCCAAGACGUCAGCACUAAGGCAAUACAUCCAUUUGUUAUGCCUGGUUUCCUGAUCAAGGAACUGCCUGCCAAUGCUCCGAAGGACGGCGAAGAAUGGGCUGACAUUAUGGAGGACGUCGAGGACAAGAUAAUCCCUGGGAUUGCUCAUUGGACGCACCAACACUUCAAUGCAUACCACCCAUCAUGUCGUUCCUUCCCUUCCAUAAUGGGGGACACGCUUGGAAGUGCUAUCGGUUGCAUCGGCAUGACGUGGUACUCCUGCCCCGCGUAUACGGAGUUAGAGGUCAUCGUUCAUGAUUGGUUCGCUAAAGCGCUUGGAUUACCUCCAAAGUUCCUACAUUCUACGGCUCCAAAAAAAGGAGGGGGUGGCUUCCAGCCCUCUGAAAGCGACGCGCUGCUGAUCUCGAUGCUGGCGGCGCGUUACCAGAUGACGAAGGGCAACCCCCGUCAGCGCCCUCCCACGGUUCCGACGCGGACCAGCCAGAGGCCGUUGGACGAAAUCGACGAGGCGGUGGACCGCAUGCGCAUGCUGACCGCCUACUGCUCCACAGAGGCGCACUGCAGCGUCCAGAAAGCCGCCCGCCUUUGUAUGGUGCAGCUGCGCGUUCUGGACGCCGACCGAAGCGACUGCCUCAGCGCGGAGAGACUCAGGCGGGCAAUAGAAGCCGACGUGGAUAAAGGAUUCGUGCCGUUCUAUGUGGUGGCUACGAUUGGCACGUACGCGACGGCUGCUUCGGACAACUUGAAGGCUAUCGGCGCCGUCUGCCAAGAGUACCCAACCAUCUGGUUCCACGUGGACGGCUCGUACGGCGGCAACGCGCUGCUUUGUCCCGAGAUGCGCCACCUCAGCCUAGGGAUCGAAUACGCCAAUUCCAUCAGCGUAUGCCCCGAGAAGUGGGCGCUCGUCAACCACGACUGCACGUGCUUCUGGACGAGCGACUACCUGCGGCUGAUCGAGGGCCUCGUCGUGAACCCGACGUACCUGCAGUACGAGCAGCAGAACGAAAGCAUCGACUACCGGCACUGGGGGGUGCCACUGUCUCGCCGCUUCCGAGCCCUCAAGCUGUGGUUCACCCUGCGCAGCUACGGGCUGCACAACCUACAGAAGCACAUCCGGAACCACUGCCUGCUGGCGGAGCGCUUCAGGGCCUUCAUCAACAGCGACCGCCGCCUGCAGCUAAUGAACCUCGUCGAGCUAGGCGUGGUGUGCUUCCGUGUCCUGCGAACCGGCGAAUCGCAGCCGCUGCCUGCAGACCAACUGACGGAGCUGCUACUGGCCUUCAUCAACCAGUCUGGCCGAGCAUUCAUGUCACCUGUGCGAGUUGGCGACAACUUUUGCAUCCGUUAUUGUAUCACCGCUGAAAACUAUACGCAUGAGGACGUAGAUCGGACGGCGAGGACAGUGGAGCGGUGCCUGGAGAAGAUCGAGCACGCGCAGUAUGUGAGCAUCACGAAGGCGUCGCUGGGGUCGCUGGGCGUGGAGUCCGCUGCGGGCCGGAUGAGCCGGCGCUCCAGCACCUUCGGCCGCACCCGGCGGCGCAGUGGGGACCGCAACCUGCAGCUGCGCGCCCUGCGAUACCUCACCCACACCGUCUCCGUGCCGCCGGCCCAGCUGCAGCAGAUGCGGGACCGCCCGAUGCUGCAGGGCGGCGGCUCGCCGUACUUCGUUCCCAGCACAGACGACGACAUUGUGGAACACGUUGACCUCAGUGACCUCGUCGCGUCGCUAGAACUAUGAACGACUCGGUCGGUAUUCUCUCUGACGUCGAUGGGAACUGCGUGUAACUACGUAACUGACUGCUGUACUGUAAUUCAAUAUUACAAGUGAUUAAAAUAUUCUGUCACCAACUCGAAAAA
Molecule: messenger RNA, 3580 nt
Organism: Schistocerca gregaria
Lineage: Eukaryota; Metazoa; Arthropoda; Insecta; Orthoptera; Acrididae
Exons: 16
Coding region: 165-3461 (1098 amino acids)
Biological process (GO): amino acid metabolic process
Molecular function (GO): carboxy-lyase activity; pyridoxal phosphate binding
Source: RefSeq, a predicted model, not a curated record